CCGACAUCGCCGACCACGACGACCACGACAAUGCAGGCGGCGCUGGGCUUCGCUCGUCGGUGUACACAACGCCCGGCCUUGCAACUGGGGGGUCGGAGAUUCUACCAGGCCCCGAGCAAGCAGCCCCCCCUUCCGGAGGGCGCCCUCAUCGCCCGUACCCAGUCGACGCCGCACGCCGUUCGCGAGCGUCGCGAGAAGAAGUCCGGCGAGCUCAUCCCCAUUGGCGCGACCGACGCCACGGAGACCGGCCUCUCACCCUCAGAGUAUGCGCGGUACCUUCGCCUACGCCAUACUGGCCGCAUCCCGCGCGGCUUGACGCCCGAACGCUGGCUUGCAGAUGUUAACCGCCGUCGGUCACGCAUUCGUGGUUUCGAACACCUCAAACGCGGCGACGUGUCCCACCUCGUCCCCGUCGGUGUACCCGUCUACCUCCCCAAUAUCACCUUCACCUUCGUCCCCAACCACACCCCGCCCGGCCAGCCGUACAACCCGUACGAAGCGACCUUCUACGUUGCCCCCAGUCUCACGAAGACGGACAUCCGCUCGUACCUCCAGGCCCUCUAUGGCGUGCGUACCACAUACAUCCGUACCGACAACUACAUCGCGCCCCUCGUCCGCGACAUGGAGAACCCCAUGACCUUCGUGCGCAAGUACGGCGCGUACAAGCGCGCGGUCGUCGGUCUCGUCGACCCCUUCUACUGGCCGAACCGCCUGGAGGACAUGCCGGAGGAGAAGCGGAAGAAGCGCGAGGAGGAGCUUGAGCAGUCGUACGGCAUCCAGAGCGCGAAGGACUACCGCACGUAUAGCCGGCUCAGGAUGAUCAAGAAGCACCCGAUCAAGUUCACGCCUGGCAUGUGGUCGCGUCGCUCCAUCCUUCGCAACGUCAUGGAGCGCAAGGAGCGCAGGAUGGGCCUGGUCCUCAAGCAGACGGAGACCUGGAGCGAGAUGCGCGAGCGCGGCGAGCAUAUCACACUCGGCGGUGCAUCCAAACCCGCGUCGGAGAAGGCAGUGGAGGCACCCCAGUAAAGUAUAUUGCCAUAUCGUCGCACAUAAUCAUAGACCACUGCUCUGUCUUCGCACUGGCAUCCAAACCCGUCUGAGCACCUAAGCACCUUCCUAUUGCUUCGAACAGGGCGAACAUUCCAGGGGCAUAUCAGUGACAUCUAACCAGUCUGCACACUUUCUUCGGAGGAUAGCAGACCAUAUCGCUCAGAACGCUUGAGCCCUCAGCGCGACUACUGGGACGAGGAUGCUUCCUAUUCUCUUCGACUACGCGCUAGUGUACGAAGCGACUCACGCACGAUUCCCGAGCGACAUAUGUGACGAUGCCUCUCCUUCCAGUCUGCCCUUUGACACCGUAUCGUGGCGAAGGUGCGAAGGGCAGUCAGCGCCUUGUUCAUUUGAGGAUCCGUCAGCGAGAUUAAUCGAUGAUCUCCAGGCCAUCGCUUGAGCGGUCCAUUUUCGAAGUCUGCGAAUGGAA
Molecule: messenger RNA, 1480 nt
Organism: Schizophyllum commune H4-8
Lineage: Eukaryota; Fungi; Basidiomycota; Agaricomycetes; Agaricales; Schizophyllaceae
Exons: 1
Coding region: 31-1026 (331 amino acids)
Biological process (GO): mitochondrial translation
Cellular component (GO): ribosome; mitochondrial large ribosomal subunit
Molecular function (GO): structural constituent of ribosome
Source: RefSeq, a predicted model, not a curated record